Messenger RNA from Chelmon rostratus (copperband butterflyfish), 1926 nucleotides. It is a transcript of the gene brf2, whose product is annotated as BRF2 RNA polymerase III transcription initiation factor subunit. Gene Ontology annotation, molecular function: RNA polymerase II general transcription initiation factor activity; TBP-class protein binding. Bases 113 to 1423 code for a protein of 436 amino acids. Lineage: Eukaryota; Metazoa; Chordata; Actinopteri; Chaetodontiformes; Chaetodontidae. The record is from RefSeq and is a predicted model, not a curated record. Gene Ontology annotation, biological process: transcription preinitiation complex assembly; transcription initiation at RNA polymerase II promoter. Gene Ontology annotation, cellular component: transcription preinitiation complex; nucleus. The transcript is spliced from 4 exons.
CAGAGCGCGCAAGUGUUUUGCAGUUAGUUUCAGAUUAAGCUACCACCUGUUAUAUAUCCCUAUCUUUAGUUAUAUUUCCGCUGUCCGCGCGCGGCGGCAGUUUAUUCGGGAGAUGUCUCGUGCGGGUUUGAGCUGCCCGGGCUGCGGCUCAUCAAAUGUCGUAGAGGAUGAUCUGUACUGCCAGGCCCAGCUGGUGUGCGUGGACUGCGGCUCCGUGGUGUCCGAAGGAGUGCUGGCCAAUGACCCGGUCGGAGGUUCAGACGUCAGCUACAGCCAAACUACAGCUGUGACCAAAAAGCCGUGUACAAAUCUAAUAAAAGGUCUGCAGCGUGUGAAAGCCAUAUGUCGGAUUCUCAGGGUCCACCAAGAGAUUGAGGAUCUCUCACAGACGUAUUACAACCAGGCUUAUCGGCAUGAAAGUUUCAUCAAAGUGAGCCUCCAGAAGAAAGAAGUCCUGGCUGGUUGCUGUGUGCUUGUAAGCUGCAGACUGCUCAAUUGGCCCAUCACUAUGGGAACCAUCAGCUACCUGCUAGAUGCCGACCCGAUGGUGGUGGGAGUGGUCUAUCAAGAGAUGGUCAAGAUUCUCAACAUUGAGGCUCCGACCGUCAACGUCACUGAUAUCAUGGAGGCCCACAGUCAGGAGUAUAAAAUUAGCUUGCUUCACGUUCCCGAAGACUUGGCUGAGGACUCCAGGGACUUGACGAAACGUGCCGUGGCCCUGGUAGAGCUGGCAGCAGAUACCUGGAUUGUGACUGGCCGAAAGCCCGUCCCCAUUAUGAUGGCAGCGAUCUAUUUGGCCUGGCAGUCCUUGAAGCCCAAUAAGCACCGCCUGAAAUGCUCUCUGGACAAAUUCUGUCAGAUUGCCAAAGUGAAUAAGCACAAGCCUGCGUUGAAAAGAAUAACUGAGAUAAAGGAGGUGCUGUGUAAGCUGGGUAAGGAGAUUCCCUGGGUCAGUGAAGCAGUGACGCCAGAUAACGUAGUUCAGCAGGUGGAGGAUAUUCUAAAGCACAGGUACGCCCUGCUAAGGAGGGCUUUGAGAACGCAUGAGGAUGCUCUGCUGGCAGAGUGUCAGGCCAGCUAUGAAGACUCUCGAAAGGACGAGACAGUGGAAGAACGGGAAAUUAAUGCUGAAAAGGCCCAGGGGCCAGUAGAUGGUAUUGACAAUCCAUGCACAGUACCUGAGCUGCACGGUGAUACCCAGGAGAGCCACGAUCCGGCACCGAACUGGGGGAAGAGAGUGCUGUUUGCUCCCCCGUGUGUGAUUCAUGCUAAAAAAAGGAGAGUGGAGCAGCCUGAGCUCAAGGAUGUGACCGGCGAUGAGGAAAUCACGGACAGUGAAAUUGACUCUUACAUCCGCACUCCUCAAGAAGCUCGAGAUUUUGCUCUGACACAGAAGAUAUUGUCUGAGAGUGAGAAGUCAUAACCAGUUAUGUAUAGAGAGCGAUGUUUGUGUCUUUGGUUAUUGGUUAUAUCAGCAAAAACAGAUGUUAAAGCUUAAAUACAGUUUCAGUUUUUGAGGUAAAGAUGGAGGUAUUUUGAUUUCCACUGGAGACUUGGUUCAUAUUAAAAGAUGCUACAACCUUUUUACUUUUAUUCAGUAACAGAUUGUAUCUGGUCAUUAUUUUGCUGCUUAGAAUCUGUUUACUUGCAAAUAAAGUUGUGUUGAAGUGGUUAAAAAAAAUGAUAUUAUUGGUCACAUCUCAAAGGCCGUGUGAGGAAAUGAUUGAAAAGGAAAUAGAAGAAUGAGUGAAUGUGAUUGCACACACAUUUAUAAUAGCAAAACACUUUGACAUGUCACAAAUGAAUGAUGUAAAAAUGAAUGAUGGCUGAAUCCCAUUUAGCUGCUUCAGUCCUGGUAUUCCUGGCUCACUGUCACACGGGCAUGGCUUCCUGGGCCACUUGAAUAGAACUGAUUCUUUUUUUUAA